Messenger RNA from Cavenderia fasciculata, 1152 nucleotides. RefSeq lists its product as uncharacterized. The record is from RefSeq and is a predicted model, not a curated record. Gene Ontology annotation, molecular function: transporter activity. The coding region runs from base 1 to 1152 and encodes 383 amino acids. The transcript is spliced from 5 exons. Gene Ontology annotation, biological process: transport. Lineage: Eukaryota; Evosea; Eumycetozoa; Acytosteliales; Cavenderiaceae.
AUGGUAUCUUCAAUAACAUUUGGAGAGACAGAAUAUCAAUACUUGCUAAUCACUGGAGGGAUAUUACCCAUCUAUGCGAUCGACAGUUGGAUUUCACUCUAUUUCAAACGAGACAAUUAUGCACUCUUUAUCGAUGUUUUUAGGGACUGUUACGAGGCUUAUGUACUAUAUAAUUUUUUCAAACUCCUCACCAUUUGCUUGGGUGGUGUAGAGGCUAUCCAAUCGUUGGCUGUGCGAAAGUCUGGACAACUCGUAUACCCUUUUCCAUUUGGCUGUGUCAAUGUCAACACUGACAAACUAUACAUCAGAUGUCUUCGUGGCGUCAUUCAAUACACUUUGGUCAAACCAAUGAUGGCUCUUGUCGCCGUUUUUGCCUAUGCCAUAUCUGGUCGUUACCAAGAAGGAAACUUUAGUUUGGAUCAAGCAUACCUCUAUACAACCAUCAUCAACAAUAUAUCAGUAAUUGUUGCACUCUACUAUCUCAUUCUCUUUUAUGAAAGCUUUCAAAUAGAGUUAAAUCCUCAUAAACCAAUUUCAAGAUUUUUAGUUAUUAAAGGUAUUAUAUUUUUCACGUUUUGGCAAUCUGUUUUUAUUUCUUUGGUUAUAUAUAUAGGAAUUAUUCCUUCAACAGAAACUUUCACUUCCCAUCAGAUUGGAUUCCUUUUAAAUGAUUUCCUAGUUUGUUUUGAAAUGGUAGUGGCAGCGAUAACACAUUAUUAUGCAUUUUCUUAUAUCGAUUAUAAAAUGUCGGCGUUUAGUGAACGAGAAGGAUGUAUGGAGGAUGUUGCUGGUAAACAACCAGUUGGUUGCUUUGAUCGAUUGGUUCAAUUUAGAUAUAAUUUGCAUAGAUACAAACCAAACAUCAAGGAUGGCAUAAAGGAUACAAAUGAUCAUUCAGAUGUAGUGUUGGAUACUAUAAAAAAUUUAUCACCAGAAAAUAUUAAUAGUGAUAAACAAACAUAUUUUAAAUUGGAAAUCGAUAAACAGGAUACUCCUACCAUGACUUCGUCUUCUUCUUCUUCCAUGUCUUCACCAUUUAUUGAUAACAAUGAUGAAUCAAGUAAAUUAUCAGUUCAAAACAAACUAUUAGUCCAUCCUACUAGUCAUAGUCAACAACAGGAUAAAGAUGAUACAGGUGCUAUCCUCUUUUGA